This is a messenger RNA of Sphaeroforma arctica JP610, 2213 nucleotides long. RefSeq lists its product as hypothetical. Gene Ontology annotation, biological process: transmembrane transport. NCBI's taxonomy places the organism in Eukaryota, Ichthyosporea, Ichthyophonida. Gene Ontology annotation, molecular function: transmembrane transporter activity. The transcript has a single exon. The record is from RefSeq and is a predicted model, not a curated record. The coding region runs from base 135 to 1961 and encodes 608 amino acids.
AUACUUUGACUUGUCGUACUGUUUGUUCAUUCAACCACAAAUGUGUGCAGCAGUGAAUUUAAGCGUUCGAAGUGCACAGUAGUGUCUUUAAGAUUUAGUAGUCAGAUCCAUAGAAUAUACAGCACUCUUUGAACAUGGUGCUGCGUGCGAUAGCAUGUCUGUACCAAGAAGCAUACACCGGCCACUCUCGAGGGGUAUGGGUGAUGUCUGUGUGUAUGUUCAUCUGCCGAUGUGGUCGCAUGGUGGUACCCUUUCUCUCGCUCUAUGUGACUGAGAGCCUGCACUACUCAGAGAAGCAAGCGGGACAGCUCAUCAGCAUGUAUGGAUUAGGAGGGAUGAUAGGCUCGUACAUGGCCGGCAAACUGGUGAGACCCUACGGGGCUAUCAGAGUGCAAGUAACCAUGAUGAUAAUAGCCGUACCCAUCUGCCUGCUCGUGCCACAUUGCACUACUUCGUGGAGUAUCACAUCCUCUGUGCUCUUCUUGGCCCUCUUCUGCGAAGGCAUCCGUCCGGCGAAUGCCACCGCCAUUGCCAAAUUGUCACAGCCUGGCCAGCAAGCCCGGUCAUUCUCAUUGCAACGCACAUUCAUCAACUGCGGCAUGAGUCUUGGGCCUGCGGUGGGGGGGGUGCUAGCGAUGUACAGUUUUACGCUGUUGUUUGUGGUGGAUGCUUCGUGCAUGCUUGCUUGCGCUCUGUGGAUGUGGUACAUGCUGGGGUUAGGGCAAAUUGUCAGUCCAGAAGCCACUACUGGUGCAUAUGCAGUGCAAGACAAGGCAGAGAAUGAGAGAGACUGUGGCGAUGUGGAAGCUCGAAGCAGUAUAGCCUCGUGUGCGCAGGUAAGUUCACAUACAGACGAAAUCAGACGCAGACGCGACGCCUAUGAUCACAGCCAGAGUGGUGGCACUAACUUAGGCAGGGAUGAAAGAGACUCGAGCAAUGGAGAAGAUUCAUUAGACAAGACCAACAAGAUAGACAUUGAUGGUAGUAACACAGCCGGCAACAGGAGUGCGAGAGCAGGUGCCGGUGAAGAGACGCUCUUAGACUGGGGUGAGAUAGGGAUAGACAAGAUAUGCACACCGGUGGACGUCACACAGAGCGCUGACAGCUGUAUGGGCAACCCAGUCAAUCAGACACAGCAGGACGUGGCCAGCGGAUGUGGAGAUGACAGCUACAGGAAAGCACAUGCAACGGGAGUGGUGAAAGGAGACAUCGCCUAUGCACCACCACACGCGCAGUCAUCGCGUGAGCAAGCUGAUUCAGAACGUGUUGAACGAGUGCUUCUGCGCACAGAUGCGACACAGCAAGUGCGUGAUAGGAAGCCGUUGCGUGACCCGAUCUUCCUAACCUUCUUGGUCCUUAACUUUUUUACGUUCAUGGCUCUGUUCCAGCUGUUCUCCACCCUCCCACUGUACGCCCGAGACAUGUAUGGCUUCAGCAAGCGCCAGACAGGUGCCCUAUUCUCCAUGAACACGGUGCUGGUGAUAGUGUUUGAGAUGGUCCUGACCACGUGGUCGCAGACCCUGGACCCCAUGCUAACCAUUGGCGCUGGGUCGUUCCUAAUCACCUGGGGGUUUGGCGUCUUCGCAUUUGUGCACCAUCCGUUUAUCAUAUACCUGGGCUGUACGGUGAUGACCGUUGGACAGAUGUUAGCCACCCCCAUCGCAUCGGGGUUUGUGGCCCACAGAAGCAUUGGCAAGCACCAGGGGGAAUACAUGGGCGUGCGUUCUAUUGUCGACUCUGUGGCGUUUAUCCUGGCCCCGUUGAUGGGCACAUACAUAUACACCAUUGAUCACGAGGCUGUGUGGUACUGUUGUCUGGGUGCGGGUGUGUUUGUGUCAUUGGGAUACAUUUGUCUGUCCGUGGUAUUGCGUAGUUGCAGUAGGAUCUCUAGAGAUGGCAGUGUGGAUGAAACUGCCCCCUUAAUCGGUGCGGAUGAAACCACCCCCUUAAUGCGCUCUUGAUUCGGCUUUUGGCCUUAUAUAAACAUCUCAUACCAUGGCAUACACAUAAUUAAUAGCAUACCUGUGACCCGAACGUGACUAGAUAUAAUUUAGUAUAUUAUAGCCUACUACACUGUGACAUGUCGUACUGUGUAUGGACAUGCCUCACUACACACGACCAGCGAUAUACGAGUGGUCUCCGCCCGAACCAUAUAUGCGCAACAGCGGAUCACAACUAGCGAUAGCGCAAAUAAAACGUUCUACGAGAAGAGC